Messenger RNA from Hyaloperonospora brassicae, 3672 nucleotides. Lineage: Eukaryota; Oomycota; Peronosporomycetes; Peronosporales; Peronosporaceae. The record is from the annotation of a GenBank genome assembly.
AUGGAGCAAGUGUACUCGGGCCGAAGCCUCUUUAUCACGGGCGGCACGGGCUUUCUAGCCAAGACGCUCAUUGAGAAGCUACUAAGAUGCACCCCAGAGAUCGCCAAGAUCUUUGUCUUGAUUCGGCCCCGCAAAGGUGUAGCGCCAGCUGAACGGCUUCAGAAAGAGAUCAUCGAGAGUCGCGUAUUCGAUCGAUUGCGCGCGGAACGUCCGCACGAUUUCAAUGUAUUUGCAAGCGAGAAAUUGCACGCAAUUGCUGGCGAUAUGACGAAUCCGGACCUCGGACUCAGUGCCGACGACUCGCGGCUAUUACGUGCGUGUGUGGACAUCUCCAUCCACUCGGCUGCGACAGUGCAGUUCAAUGAGCUGCUCGAGGUGGCCGUGGAGAUGAACUGUAUGGGUGCGAUGAAUGUCGCUCGAUUUGUGCAAAGCUGUCCUAAGAAUCAGUGCCAUUUGCACGUAUCCACUGCCUAUGUAAAUAGCAAUCGACGAGACAUGAGGAUAUCAGAGGAGCUGUAUCCGCUCGAGUUUGACGUGCAGGAAGCGUACAAAGCAGUCACGACAGCUUCACCGAGUGAAGCGGAACGUUUGCGAGUGAAUCUGAUGGGAACGUAUCCCAACACGUACACGCUGACCAAGUCCAUGACGGAGCACCUGUUGGUAAAAGAGAUCGCGCCCAAUUUGCCGUUGGUCAUCCACCGCCCGACAAUUAUUGGUGCAAGUUGGAAAGAGCCCAUGCCUGGCUGGACUGACCAAAUUGCAGCAGCCGGGGCGAUUUUCCUGGCUGCAGGUAUGGGCGUGUUGACGAUGUUGCCGGGUGACCCGAGGAACGUUGCAGACAUUGUUCCCGUCGAUUUGGUAGUGAACAGUAUCUUGCUGUCUAUCUGCGCAAGUAUUCACGGCCGCACACACUUAUCACACGGCUCUUCUGGCCCGCUGACCAAGGACGUGACAGUGAACAAGCCGAUGAUAGUUCAUUGUGGCACGUCCGAUCCGCGGCAAAACCCGUUACGCUGGCGUGUGCCAUGCGUGCUCGUACCCGAAUACUUUCGCAAGAACCCGCCGGCACGAGGACUCUUUCCGGCCAAAUUCUCAAUGGUCCCGACGCACCAGAGCUUUCAGAUUCAGUGGUUUCUGACCUACGCGUUACCCUCGUCCGUUUAUUCGACAAUUGCCAAUAAGAGCGGGCAUCCAGGGCACAUUAAGAAUGCGGCAAAGCUGUGGCAACUCACAUGGCGUGCGCGGAACCUUGUCGAGCUUUUCAAGCCGUUUACGGAAAACCAGUGGAUUUUUGUUGCAGAUGCUGCAGAGAACACACUUGGCCCUUGGGCAAAUCAAGACUUCUGGAUCGAUUCUCACGAGAUUGCUUGGGAGCGAUACGUUGUGAACUUCUGUGUCGGGCUGAAAAAGUAUAUGCUGCACGAGGACGUCAUCGACGUGGACAUCGAAGGAGUCACGCAGACGCAACUUGCACUGAGCACUGGGCGCAUUCUGGAAUGGGAUCCAGACCACCAUGCCAUCUCGUUUCCCGGCCUGCUCUCGGAUGUGGCCUGGGCGUACACAUCAAGCCGCAAACCAGGGUACACGAAAUCCGGGCUGCUCGGUCGCGUGAUGGGGCUUACUGGAUGGAAGGAAGGCGUGAAUCACGAGGCAUCACACGUUCCUCGGCCCCAUGUCGAGUCCAUCAGUGGCCUUCGCAACAGCGUGUUGGAGUCAGAAGGCGUUCGCAGUGCGAUCAAAGCGUGUGCUGCGGCGCAAGGGAUGGAAUUGGACGAUGUAGAACGUCAGGCUGCCAGUAUCCUCGAGACUAUGGCCGCACAACUGGAUUACAAGGCUGUGCGUAAGUUUGGCUGGCUUCUCCGGAAGGUCUGUCGAAACAUGUACGACCAAAUCCAUGUGGACGAGAUGGGUCUGACUCAAAUUCGCGACCUCCUGGCCGACCGCCGUGGAAGUGUCGUUCUUGUCCCUACUCACCGAUCGUACGUGGACUUCUUGCUCAUGAGCUACGUGUUCUUCGCCUACAACAUCCCCGUUCCUUACGUUGCCGCUGGAGAAGACUUUUUGCACAUGGGCACCCUCACCAAACUGCUGCGUGAGUCCGGAGCUUACUUCAUUCGGCGGUCGUUUUCCGAUGAUCCCUUAUACACCGCUGUGUUCCGAGCUUACACCCAGUACUUGGUAUCGAGAGGACACACGAUCGAGUUCUUUAUUGAAGGCUCGCGCAGUCGCAGUGGUAAGCAACUGCACCCGAAGUUUGGUAUCCUUAGUACCAUUGUGGAUUGCUACGUAUCCGGGAAAGUCAAGAAUCUCUACAUCGUACCUGUGACGAUCGACUACGAGAAGCCGUUGGAAGUAUUGCUGCACCAGAAUGAGCUACUGGGCGAGGGCAAAAUUCGGGAGUCAAUCACGGCUUUGUUCAAAGCCAUGCCAGUCGUGCGAAAAAAGUUCGGCUCGAUCUCGGUGAAGUUUGGUGCACCGUUGGAUGUGAAGCAGUACGUGGAUGCAACAACCGCGCGCGCCGCGAAGGGGCAGGACAUCUCUGUGCCAACGUCUGCUAUCGUCGAAGAUCUGGGAUACGCCAUCACGGACGCACUGAUCGAGAACGCAACGUGUGCCAUGUCACACGUGGUGGCCACGAUUCUGUUGGUGUACCGCCAAGGGAUCUCGAAGCCAGAGCUUGUGCGCCAGGCAGAUCGGUUGAGACUGGAAAUCCUGCGUCGGGGAGGUCGCGUGGUGGGUACACAAGGCCGCUCGCCUACGGACGUUGUAGAUCGCGCACUCGAACUGCUGCAUGAACUUGUUAUCACGCGACGUAAAGACCUCGUCGAGCCUGCCGUCACCAGCCGCGAGCAAUACCCCAACAUGAUCGGUCUCGGCUACUACCGCAACAAGUUGCUGCACUGGUUCAAUCGCGAGGGUGUGCUGGCCUGUGCAUACCACGCUCUAGACGUCUUCAAUCUGCACUCAACUGCCAAGAGCAGGUCGGUAUCGAGCGUCCCGAAUGCAGCAGGUGUAGACCGUCAAGAGCUGCUCGAUGGCGCGUCCUUCCUGCACAAAAUGCUGACGAUGGAAUUCGUGCGCAAGGAUGACCCGGCAGCUGACAGCGCUCACCUCGCACAAGCGCUUGCACAUCUUGAGUCUCGCAAAGUGUUCCGCUCUGGAGCGACUGCAACUUCGUCCUCAUCAGUACGCGUGGAAGUUGUCGACGGCGCGAUGCUGUCGCUGCUGAGCACCCUCGUCUGGCCCUUCAUCGACAGCUACUGGGUCGCGGUCACGAGUCUGUUUGCUCUGCGCCCGCAAGGUGAAGUGACGACAGAGGACUUGCUCAAGCGCUUGCAGUGGCUCGCGGAGACGAUGUACCAUGAGAAACUCAUCAGCUUUUACGAGUCGUGCUCGCGCGAGACGCUGCAGAACGCUCUGACGUUGCUGGAAAGCUGGAGCGUCCUUUCAAGCCGCCGCCGAGCGAGCGCAGGAAACAAGAGCGCGUCUUCCAAAGCGAACACGCCAGCAGUGCAGCUCCUGAGCUUGACGUCGCAGUACGCGAAGGAGGGCGAGCUGGAGCAGCUUGCCAUGCGUGUGUCCACGUUCCGCAAGUUGCCUCCUGGCGUGCAUCCCGCAACAACGAGCGAGACGGAGGUGCUUGCACGGUUGCCUGCUUUCUCUCGCCUGUAG